AUGGGAAGCCGCGGUGGGGGAAAAGGGGCGGGGCCUCGGGGCUGCCCGAAGGCGAGGCGAUUGUUUACAAACUCGCCGGCGCGCGUGCGCGAGCGCGCGCUCCCCCCCCACCCCCCGCCGUCACGUGCGCCCCGCCGCGGCCCGGGCCGAGCGGCUCGGCGCCCCGCGGGGUCCCGCCGCCCCCGCAACGCACCAAGCCCGCGGCCGCCCGCGGAGCGGCUCCCCCGCGGGGCCGGGCGGGCGGAGGGACUUGCCUUGCGCUUCUCAGUCCGCGGGGCAGAGUCAGACAUUGGCGGCGAGCGGUGGGGGGGGCGACGGCUGCGGGUCCGGGGCGGGGGAGCCGGCGGCGGCUCCGCUCCCAACUCCGCGAAAGGACCAAGUGAAACCUGCGCCGCGGCCCCGCCGCCCAAUCCCCGCACGCCCCGCCCCUGCCCCGGGACACGCCCCCUGUCGGACACGCCCCCUUCCCCUCGGCGCGUCCAAUCCCCGCACGCCCUGCCGCAGGCCACGCCCCCUGCGGGCCACGCCCUCUCCUCACCAGGGAGUCCGAUCGCACGUCCUGCCCCUGACCACGCCCCCUUCACCCCGGGGCGCCCAAUCACCGCACGCCCUGCCCCUUCCCCGUGCCGCGCCCCUGUUGGCCACGCCCCCUCCCUCGGGCGGGAACGCCGGCCAAUCAACGUCCGCCCCUGUGACCACGCCCCCCCACUGGCGGGAACGUCGGCCAAUCACCGCCCGCCCCUUCCUCCGAGGACACGCCCCCUCUCGCCCUAUUGGCCCCGCCCACCCCGGCCGGUCGAAUGGGCGAGUCCCGACAGGUAG
Messenger RNA from Tachyglossus aculeatus (Australian echidna), 822 nucleotides. RefSeq names its product vegetative cell wall protein gp1-like. The transcript has a single exon. The record is from RefSeq and is a predicted model, not a curated record. NCBI's taxonomy places the organism in Eukaryota, Metazoa, Chordata, Mammalia, Monotremata, Tachyglossidae. Bases 1 to 822 code for a protein of 273 amino acids.